CAUAUCUCGAUUUACUUCCGGAAAUCCUGCUUGUCGUUCACUGCGGUCGUGACACGUAAUCCGCCCUCAAACACAUGAAAACUGAUAUUUUUAGAACACUAUCGUUAGUUGUACUGUUAUAUGUUUAACUCGAUUGCUCCGCCAAUUUGAAAGAUCCAGUACAGAAUCUUUCAUUUUAGCGUUUUAGUUUGAAACCACGCCAUACUACACUGAUCUUUUGUCCAAUAUAUUUACAAGCGAAGAUGGCGACUGUCAAGACCUACGUGAUACUAUCUGCUUUCCUUAUUCUGUUUGUUGCAAAAUGUAGUGCCGAAGACGCAUCCAUCACUCAGCAAGUCCAACAGUUUAUGAAACAGAUGCGUCUGAAUAUACGAGAGGGAUGGAAGGCAUUUACCAAAACAAUGCAGCCACAUGUAGAUAAAUAUCUUACUCCAUAUUUACAAGGUUUCUAUACUUUUACUGAUGAAACAUCAAAAGAAUUGUUUGGCAUGGAAGCUGCCAAGCUCCCAAGGCAUGCAGAGAAGAAUACACCUGAAAUUGUUACAGCGGUUUUGACAUCAUUCUGGUUAAUAUUAGCUCUAGUUGUUGCCGUAAUGUCUGGUGCUGGGUCAAGUUUAUACAUUUCCGCAUUUUUAUUUCUGUUAUAUGGAAUAUUUGGUGCAUCGUGGUGUCUUAAAAGAGUAAUUUAUACAUCAGGUUUGUUCUGUACCUGUUCAAUGUGAUGGCUAACAACCCAGUAGCCACAGCUUGUACCUUGAUUUCUGUCUACAUCAUUAGAAGGCUCUUCAUUAGACAUUCCAGGGACUUGACCAUACGCGAGUUGAACCACGCCACCUACGCAUUAAAUGCUAAAGUCAAUGAGAUAGAUGAAAGACUUGACAAUCUGGACAGCAGAGUUGAGGAGAUAUCACAUCAACUUGAUCGCAAAUAAUUGCAAGAAAUUAUUGAUGAAAAGUAAAAUGAUGUUUGGUGCCAAACAUCUACCUAUUUUUUUUCUUGAUCCUAUUUAUUUGCUGUAUUUGGCUGUA
Saccoglossus kowalevskii is the source of this 1028-nucleotide messenger RNA. RefSeq lists its product as uncharacterized. The record is from RefSeq and is a predicted model, not a curated record. Lineage: Eukaryota; Metazoa; Hemichordata; Enteropneusta; Harrimaniidae.